This is a messenger RNA of Saccoglossus kowalevskii, 907 nucleotides long. RefSeq lists its product as uncharacterized. The record is from RefSeq and is a predicted model, not a curated record. Gene Ontology annotation, molecular function: protein binding. Gene Ontology annotation, biological process: regulation of apoptotic process. NCBI's taxonomy places the organism in Eukaryota, Metazoa, Hemichordata, Enteropneusta, Harrimaniidae.
CAAAUAUACACGAUUCCGUCAGAACAUACAGAUUGCCAGGAGUACCAUAUAUAAACCGACUGUAACUGGCAGGUUUGGUAACAGAUUACUUUAGACUUGUAAGCGGAAACACACAGUAUCAGCUAUCUGCAAGUACCCACGAAGAAGGAACAUAGGAUAGGAUAGUUUUUACGAACGGAGCAGAUUAUUUUACCAAACUUCUAAAAUGUCAAAACGUGUGACUGCCCGCUACGCUCGAAACAAGAAAGGAUCCCAUACAAGUUUGACGUGUUCGGAUAUUGAUGAAGGAAUUGAUAGAUUACCAAGAUAUGCUCAUAAUAUUUGCCGUAAGAUGGACCAUAAAACAUUGGUUAGUUUGAAAAAGAACUGUGACGUGUUGACGUCAGAGCAACUGGAAAUGAUCCAUAAUUCCAAUGACUUCAUAAAUGCGCUACAAGAAGAAGGGUUCCUAUGGGAUGAUAACAUAGAGUUUCUAUGCGAGUUGCUAAGAAGAGCCAAUAGGAUGAAGACUAUCAAACAAUUGAGAUCUUUUCAAUUCAAGAUCAGAAAAGACAAGAAAGUACAAGCAGCAAAACGAGUAGAUCGACUUCACAAAAAUAUUGCGAUGAAGGAGGUCAAGAUAACUGUGUUGGAAACCAAUUUACGAGAGAAAGACGCCACUAUAGCGGAGAAAGACGCCACUAUAGCAGAGAAAGACGCCACAAUCGCCGAUCUGCAGGCAGAAAACCAAUCAUUGAAGGACAAGUUACAAAGCGCUGAAGAAGAAGAUGAAGCGGAAGUUACCCAGCCCGCUCUAGCACCGAUUGAAAAGGCAGAGGAAAAUAUUAGUGAUAACGAUGACGACGAUGAGGAGGAUGAAGAUGUCGAUGGUGAUGAGACGGAAGCUAACCUGGAUACUGCUGGUUAA